AUGGGGUCCAUCUUCCGGUCGGAGUACAUGAGCCUCUGCCAGGUGUUCCUGCAGACCGACUCGGCCUACGCUUGUGUGGCCGAGCUGGGAGAGCUUGGAUUGGCGCAGUUCCGGGAUCUAAAUGCGGAGGCGAGCACCUACCAGCGGAAGUUCGUCAAUGAGGUCCGACGAUGUGAUGAAAUGGAGCGGAAGCUGCGCUACAUCGAGGAAGAGGUCACGAAAAACGAGAUCCAGGUCGAUGAUGCCAGCUUCCACAUCAAGGCCCCGCAGCCGAAGGAGAUGGGAGAGCUCGAGGCCAACCUCGAGAAGAUCGAGGACGAGCUCCUCCAGAUCAACUCCAACACAAAGACGCUGCAGCGCAACUACACCCAGCUGAUGGAGAUGAAGGCCGUGCUCGACAAGGUCAAGCUGCUGCUCGACUCGGAUGCUCGUGCUCAAGCUGCCAUGUCGAUUUCCGAAGCCUCUCGAGGGGAAGCUGGCCCUAUCCAAGUCGGUGUCGCCCCAAAGUUUGUCGAUUUCGAGAAGGAGAACCGCGGAGAUACCGAACUUAAGUUCAUCACCGGUGUCAUCGACCUGGCCAAGACAUCUGCCUUCGAGCGUUUCAUGUGGCGCAUGUGCCGCGGAAAGGUCUACGUCCGCACGAUGAACGUCGAGAUCCCACCGCCGCUCGGCAGCCUCGACCCGGCUACGUUCAAGUCGGUGUUCAUCCUCUUCUUCUCGGGAGAGGCUUUGUCGGGCAAGGUCAAGAAGAUUUGUGCAGGCUUCCACGCCGAAAUCUACAACUGCCCGGACAACGUCGUCGAGCGGGCCCAGCUGGGCACGAAAGUGCAGAUGCAGGUGGAGGACAUGAAGUCGGUGCUCGGCAAGACAAUUGAUCAUCGCCAGCGAGUGCUUCAUGCGGCUGGGAAGAAUGUGAAGUUGUGGAGCUACAAGGUCCUGAAGAUCAAGUCCAUCUUCCACACCCUCAACAUGUUCUCCAUCGACGUCACCCAGAAGUGCCUGAUCGCCGAGUGCUGGGUGCCGACGGUCGACCUCCCCCAAAUCAAUGAUGCUCUUCGUGCCGGAACUGCCAUGUCCGGAGCGACCGUGAUGCCGGUGCUCAACGAGAUGGAGACGCACGAGACCCCGCCCACCUACUUCAAGCUGAACAAGUUCACCAUUGGAUUCCAGAACAUCGUCGACGCCUACGGUAUUGCCAACUAUCGCGAGGUCAACCCAGCCCCUUGGACGAUCAUCACCUUCCCCUUCAUUUUCGCCUGCAUGUUCGGAGACGCUGGACACGGAAUUGUGAUGCUCAUUGCCGCCGGAUUGUUCUUGGUCUUUGAGAAACGGAUCAUCGAGGCGAAGGUUAAGGAUGAGAUCUUCAACACGUUCUUCGGCGGUCGCUACGUCAUCUUCUUGAUGGGCCUAUUUUCGAUAUAUACAGGCGUGCUCUACAACGAUUUCUACUCAAAAUCGAUCAAUAUUUUCGGCAGUCAGUGGUUGAACCCAUAUACUAUGGCGGAGCUGAACGGCACCGAGGUGCUGGGCGCCAACUCGGACCAGGACCUUGACUUCACCUUCAGCCCCAACGAGGCCUUCAAGCACUCUGAAGGCCCAUAUCCCUUCGGCCUCGACCCAGUUUGGAACCUUGCCAAGAAUCGCUUGAACUUCCUCAAUCCAAUGAAAAUGAAGAUGUCGAUUUGCAUCGGAAUUAGUCAGAUGUUUUUCGGUGUUGUGUUGUCGCUGCUUAACCAUACCUACAACCGAUCAGCCAUCGACAUCUUCUUCGUGUUCAUCCCCCAAAUGCUGUUCCUCUGCUGUAUCUUUGUGUAUCUAUGCAUACAGGUUAUCAUCAAGUGGAUCUUCUUCUGGGCCGAGCCGAAGAUGAUCUUUGGCCAAUAUUACCCAGGCAGUAACUGCGCUCCAUCGCUUCUUAUUGGCCUGAUCAACAUGUUCAUGAUGAAGUCCCGCGAGGUCGGCUUCGUCAAGGGCAACCACGCACCGGCCGACGGUAUCCCGAAGGUUGAGGACCAGCUCGACCAGUGCUACUUGCAGCUAUGGUACCCUGGACAGGGAACCGCCGAAAUGAUCCUGCUCGCCAUCGCCGUCAUCUCCAUCCCAGUCAUGCUGCUCGUGAAGCCCCUCGUUCAGCUGGCCCAGCACAAGGCGGGCAAGCCUAUCUCUGGAGGCCAUGGACAUGGUGGCGAAGGCGAUGGAGAAUUCAAUUUUGGCGACGUGAUGGUCUACCAAGCCAUCCACACCAUCGAGUUCGCCCUUGGCUGCAUCUCUCACACCGCCUCGUACCUCCGACUUUGGGCCCUGUCCCUCGCCCAUGCGCAGCUUUCUGAAGUACUCUGGGACAUGUUGUUGCACAUGGGGCUGACGAUGAUGACCGGUUACGGCGGCGCGGCGCUGAUGUUCGUCUUCUUCAGCAUCUUCGCCAUGCUCUCCGUCGGAAUUCUGAUUCUUAUGGAAGGGCUUUCCGCUUUCCUCCACGCCCUACGUCUUCAUUGGGUCGAAUUCCAAUCGAAAUUCUACGGCGGUACCGGCAUCCAGUUCGAGCCGUUCGCCUUCAUGAAACUGUUGCGCCAAUCCGAGGGCCUCGAAGAC
This is a messenger RNA of Mesorhabditis spiculigera, 2592 nucleotides long. Lineage: Eukaryota; Metazoa; Nematoda; Chromadorea; Rhabditida; Rhabditidae. The record is from the annotation of a GenBank genome assembly.